Prunus armeniaca (apricot) is the source of this 456-nucleotide messenger RNA. Lineage: Eukaryota; Viridiplantae; Streptophyta; Magnoliopsida; Rosales; Rosaceae. The record is from the annotation of a GenBank genome assembly.
AUGAUGGUCGCGCGAAUGGGUUGGUGGUCUUCGAUGAUCGUUGGUGGCUUCGAUCGUUGGUGGUCUUCGAUGAUCGUUGGGGGUCUGGAGGUUGCUGGAGGUGAAGUUGAAAGGUCGCGCGAAUGGGGAGGGGGAGGAUUUUAUUGCAAACCGUUCAUCUCUACUUCUCCAGUUAGUUUGAAGCUCCUCAUCGACAAAAAACAUAAAAAAGUUCUCUUCGCCGAAGCUGCCAAGGAUUUUAUUGACUUUCUCUUCACCCUUCUGUCUCUACCUGUCAGCACUGUGAUUGGGCUCCUCUCUAGAAAACGCAUGAUCGGUUGUUUAGGCAAACUCUACGGCAGCUUAGAAAACUUAAACGACACAUACUUGCAACCCAACCUCAACAAGGAUGUCCUUCUAAAACCUAAGAAGCUGCCAAUGCCAAUUGAUGGCGCCCAUCAACUUCUUCCUGCUUGA